Gregarina niphandrodes is the source of this 333-nucleotide messenger RNA. RefSeq lists its product as hypothetical. The coding region runs from base 1 to 333 and encodes 110 amino acids. Lineage: Eukaryota; Apicomplexa; Conoidasida; Eugregarinorida; Gregarinidae. The record is from RefSeq and is a predicted model, not a curated record. The transcript has a single exon.
AUGUGCCUCGACUAUCGGUGCCUUGACUAUCAGUCCCUCAACGACGUCGCUGUCCCACGCUAUGAUAGAGUUGUUGCACACCUUCGACGCCAAGGCUUCAAAAUCAACCCGGAUAAGUCGAGCAAGAAUGAAGUACUCGACGUCCUGGGCUACCGCAUAUCUAAUGAUAAGAUAUCGAUACCACUUGAGAAGGAGCGUGGCAUACGAGAAUGUUUGCAUAGCAACGAGGUCAUUCGCGCUACCCACCAGCUGGGGUAUUAUAAAAUGAUUCUUACGCCGGCCCAAAGGGACCUUAAUUCAUUGAACCUUUGCACCAUGGCCCAAAGGUGCUAG